GGGGUCUGUGGGCCCCGCUUGACUCUUUCCCUCACCAGGCCUGGCUGCAGCAGUAUGGGUACCUCCCCCCUGGCGACUUGCGGACCCACACCCAGCGCUCACCCCAGUCGCUCUCGGCCGCCAUCAGCGCCAUGCAGAGCUUCUACGGUCUGCGGGUCACUGGGACUGCUGACACUGACACCAUGAGGGCCAUGCAGCGGCCCCGCUGUGGCGUCCCAGAUAAGUUUGGGGCCGAGAUCAAGGCCAAUGUGCGGCGCCGGCGCUACGCCAUCCAGGGCCUGAAAUGGCAGCACGACGAGAUUACAUUCUGCAUCCAGAACUACACACCCAAGGUGGGUGAGGCGGCCACGCUGGAGGCCAUCCGCCGGGCCUUUGGGGUGUGGGGGGCGGCCACGCCGCUGCGCUUCCGCGAGGUGCCCUACUCCCACGUGCGCCAGGGCCGGGCGCCCCAGGCCGACAUCAUGAUCUUCUUCGCCGAGGGCUUCCACGGCGACAGCACCCCCUUCGACGGGGAGGGGGGCUUCCUGGCCCACGCCUACUUCCCCGGCCCCCACAUCGGCGGCGACACCCACUUCGACUUGGCCGAGCCCUGGACCGUCCGCAACGAUGACCUGAAUGGGAACGACAUCUUCCUGGUGGCCUUGCAUGAGCUUGGCCACGCGCUGGGGCUGGAGCAUUCGAAAGACCCCUCGGCCAUCAUGGCGCCCUUCUACCAGUGGAUGGACACCGAGAACUUUGUGCUGCCGGACGACGAUCUGCGGGGCAUCCAGCAGCUUUACGGGAGCAAGUCGCGGGUCCCCACCAGGGCCCCUCCGGUGCCCCGCACCACGGCCAGGCCUAAUGUGCCUGAUGAGCCCAGCAACCCCCCCUAUGGCCCCAACAUCUGUGACGGCAACUUUGACACCAUCGCUGUCCUGCGUGGGGAGAUGUUCGUCUUCAAGGUGUGUGGGGGGGCUGCGGGUUGGGAAUAUUACCGUUUCAAUGAGGAGAGCCGCUCGGUGGAUGCCGAGUACCCCAAGAACGUCGCCGUCUGGGAGGGGAUUCCUGAGUCACCCCGUGGGGCCUUCAUGGGCAGCGACGAAGCCUUCACCUAUUUCUACAAGGGUGGCCGCUACUGGAAGUUCAACAACCAGCAGCUGCGGGUGGAACCGGGCUACCCCAAGUCGGCGCUGCGGGACUGGCUGGGCUGCAGGGGCGGCCGGCGCGAGGAUGACGAGCGGGAGGAGACCGAGGUCAUCGUCAUCGAGGUGGACGAGGCGGGGGGCGGGGCGGUGGACAUGGCCGCCGUGGUGCUCCCCGUCAUGCUGCUGCUCUGCGCCCUGGCGCUGGGCGCCGCCAUCCUGGUCUUCAAACGCCGCGGGACCCCCAAGCGGCUGCUGCACUGCCAGCGCUCCCUGCUGGACAAGGUGUGAGGGGUGGGGCUCCCCGGCCCCGCCCGCCUCCCCGGCUUCGCCCCCUGCUGGACAAGGUGUGGGCGGCGGGUUCCCCUGGCUCCUCCCCGGCUCCGCCCCCUGCUGCACAGCCAGCGCUCCCUGCUGGACAAGGUGUGAGAGGCGGGGCUU
Molecule: messenger RNA, 1562 nt
Organism: Chelonoidis abingdonii (Abingdon island giant tortoise)
Lineage: Eukaryota; Metazoa; Chordata; Testudines; Testudinidae
Source: RefSeq, a predicted model, not a curated record